AUGGAAGAUGUCAGUGAUCCACCCUUCCGUGCUCUUUGCAAGGAGAACGGUGCCGAUGUAAUGUAUACCGAGUUCAUCUCUUCCGAAGGACUCAUCCGUGAUGCUGCCAAAAGUGUUCAGAAGCUGGAUAUUUUUGAAUAUGAGCGCCCGGUAGGUAUACAGAUCUUUGGUAAUGAAAUUUCAUCUAUGCGGGAAGCAGCAGCUAUUACUGAAGAAGCCAAUCCUGAUAUUAUUGAUAUUAAUUACGGUUGCCCUGUAAAGAACGUAGCCUGCAAGGGAGCCGGAGCCGGUAUUUUACAGGAUAUUCCCAAAAUGGUUUCCAUGACCAGCGAAAUAGUAAAAGCUGUGAAUAAGCCGGUUACCGUUAAAACGCGCCUGGGUUGGGACGAUAAUACAAAAUAUAUAGUUGAUGUGGCUGAGCGCCUUCAGGAUGUGGGUAUAAAGGCGAUCUCUAUCCACGGCCGUACCCGUAAACAAAUGUAUAAAGGCCAGGCUGACUGGAGCCUUAUUGCCGAAGUAAAAAACAACCCCCGUAUUCAUAUCCCGGUAUUUGGAAAUGGAGAUGUGGAUACACCGGAGAAAGCACUGGAGAUGAAAAACCGGUAUGGCGUGGACGGUAUUAUGAUUGGCCGCGCCAGUAUAGGCUACCCCUGGAUAUUUAAUGAAAUAAAACACUUUUUUGCCACCGGUGAAAAACUAGGCCCUCCUUCAAUGGCGGAGCGGGUAAAUGCCUGCCGAAAGCACUUGAAAAUGGCUCUUGAAUGGAAAGGUGAAAAGCUGGGUAUAUUUGAAACCCGCAGGCACUAUACCAAUUAUUUUAAGGGCAUCCCCCAUUUUAAAGAAUACCGCACCCAGCUGGUUACCACCGAAAAACCGGAGGCUGUUUUUGCAUUGCUGGACGAAAUUGAGAAACGCUUUCAGGGUGUGGACAGUGUACUGGCCUAA
Messenger RNA from Symbiodinium pilosum, 945 nucleotides. NCBI's taxonomy places the organism in Eukaryota, Dinophyceae, Suessiales, Symbiodiniaceae. The record is from the annotation of a GenBank genome assembly.